Saccostrea cuccullata (small rock oyster) is the source of this 1493-nucleotide messenger RNA. RefSeq lists its product as uncharacterized. Lineage: Eukaryota; Metazoa; Mollusca; Bivalvia; Ostreida; Ostreidae. The transcript is spliced from 5 exons. The record is from RefSeq and is a predicted model, not a curated record. Bases 57 to 1493 code for a protein of 478 amino acids.
AGCCCUUUUCAGUUUCCUUUGAAAUGUGUAUCAACUAGACAUCCUCAUCAGACGUCAUGGCAGAGAAAAGGCUUCCUGAUUUUGUUGGUCCUGGUCUUUCUGCAUUUCGGCAAAAACGCUUCAGAACAGGCAGUUCUGAAAUCUCGAAUGUCCACAGUGCAACUCAGUCUGCUUCGUCAGGUGUAGAAAGUGAUUCCUGCAUCGGUAAAUUGGGUAACAAUGAAAUGCAGGAAGAUAGUGACGACGAGGAUUCAUACACGGAGAAAACGGAGGACGAUGAAAACCAGGAAGAUAGUGAUGACGAUGAUGCUGAUCGUAGUCUCCUGUACUGUAUUCUGUUAUCCAAGGAUGGGAGUAUUGAUCUAAACAACGAUGACUGGUAUGAGAGACUUACAGACAUCAGAUCAACCUAUAAAAUGAAACACAGAUCAAGAGAGGAAGACAUUCUUGCCAUUCAAUCAAUGAUAGAAGGAUCUGAUCUUGUAACAGUGGAUCGGAACAUUGUAAAAUGUUAUGUGAAUUCCAUUGGUGAUAAGGAAGAUGACCGUUUUUAUAAUUGCCUGACAUUCAGCAAAGAUUAUGACAAAUUCUUGAAGGUGACCCCGACAGAAGUUUUGCGAGAAUGUCUUCUGUUUGAGACAAACAUACAGGAAAAAAUAAUGAGCAGUGUUGAAAUUUCUGAUAUUGUCUUGAAUUUCGGAUUGGACUUUGUUCGCUUUUUUAACACCGGUCUGAUAUAUAACGAAGAAUAUUACAAAGGUUUAGAUAUAUUAAAUCUUCCUUGUGCCGUGAAUCACAUGGUAAAUCUGUUUCGUGAUUUUGAUGUGUUCAGCGAGUUCAAGGAAUAUGUGGAGGAGAUAAUGAAACGUGAACAGAAAUCCUUAGAGUCAUUGAAUCUGAAUAGUCUCCUUGGCUCAUACCUUAUUGGACGAGAGACGGGCGAAGAGAAAGCAUUGGAUAACCUUACACUUUCUUAUACAAAAUGGAAUAUUCUAGUUUCUAUUCUGAUGUCAGAGACUUACAGUUUAUCCUUUAAAUCACCAUGGGAAGAAAUAUUAACAAACCUUCGAAGUGCUUUCCCUUUAUUAAAUUGCGAAUCAAGAAAUGUAGAAAGCGAUAUCGCUGAAUUGACUGAUAUUCAUAAAGUGCUGCAGAAGGAGAGAAACUCAGUCAGUUUCAUAUCAGAUGAUGUCCGCCAUCAGGUGAUGAGUUACUUCGUGAAGAAUUGUCUGAUAACUGACGAGGACUACGGGAAUUAUAUCAAGCUGUCAUCAGCGGACUCGUUGUUGGAUUAUGCACGACCGUGGUGGUAUGUGGAUGAUGUAAUUAACAUAUGCCACCAAAAAGUUUUGUUUCUGCCGAGGAGUUUAGACGAUUUAUUUAUCCAAAGACUUGGCUUAGACGCCCUACGUCAUGUCAUGGUGGAGUGUAAUGAGUUGUGUGAAGAUACAAUUGAAACAGCCAGAGAGGCAAUUCAAAGAAUUUGUGAGUAA